AAUAUAUCUCUCUUAUGCCCGAUUGCACCGUCUCUCUUAACCGAGGCUUAGAGAUAACUAUUCCUUAAAGUGACAUUUUCCAUGCAAAACUGUCAAUUUAAGGGAUAGUUAUCGUUAAGCCUCAGUUAAGAGAGAUAGUGCAAUCAGGCAUUAGAUUAUGGACCAUUCCAAUACAGUGACAACGACAUUUUGCUCUACGGGACACACCACAACACACGUUCAUUCAUAAUCAAAAAUUACAUUAUUUUGGCACAAUUUUGGCAUGUUUCCACCAUGUUUUGAAUGGUCAUAAGAAUAUCAGGCCACAGUCGGGCUCUGAUAAAAACAAAAUUUAUGUUUCUUCAGCAACCAUAACUUAUUGAUCUUAUUCCAUCUUAUUUGUCAAAAUUUCAGUCCAAAAAUAGUUAUUUCAACUUACGCUCAUCAAAAUUUAAGUGAAAACUGAAAAGAACAAUGCCUUCGUAUGUGAAAAAGGACGAAGAUAUAUCCAAAGAAGUUACCAGGAAAUUGGCUCAGCGAGUUGUUUCUACUCUAAAGAAGAUUGGCGCUUCCAAAAAAAUUACCCUAAAAAAUGUCCAGCAAUAUAUCAGAGAGGAAUACCCCAAUGCCCCGCAGAAGCUAGCUAGACUGAACAAUGAUCUUGAAAAGGCUUUGUCUAGUGGAAUUGGACAAAGAACAUCAAAUAAUUAUCGAAAACCGCAAACCGUGACAAGUUUGAUAAUGGAAGCUAGAAGAAGGCGCCGCCGACGCCGUAGAGCACACCGUAGACGUCGCAGAGGACGUAAGGGAAGAAGUCACAGCACACGUAGGGGAAGAAGUCACAGCAGAAGCAAAAAGUGAACAGCAACAUUUAAAUUAAAAUUUGUGUGGUUUUUUAUAGUGAAAAUUGCUGAAAAAUAUACUUAGAUUUUUC
Messenger RNA from Ceutorhynchus assimilis (cabbage seed weevil), 913 nucleotides. The record is from the annotation of a GenBank genome assembly. Lineage: Eukaryota; Metazoa; Arthropoda; Insecta; Coleoptera; Curculionidae.